Messenger RNA from Punctularia strigosozonata HHB-11173 SS5, 1956 nucleotides. RefSeq lists its product as uncharacterized. The coding region runs from base 1 to 1956 and encodes 651 amino acids. The record is from RefSeq and is a predicted model, not a curated record. NCBI's taxonomy places the organism in Eukaryota, Fungi, Basidiomycota, Agaricomycetes, Corticiales, Punctulariaceae. The transcript is spliced from 13 exons.
AUGGGGUACUCCUUCUCGGAUGCGCGGAGACAGAGGAGGAGAGAAUCUGCUCGUCUCGAUAUGGAUGAUCAUGCACCGUGGUCCAAACAGGGCAUCGUUCAUGUGGGGAACAGCGAGUGGAACAAUAAGCCCAUACGCAGAAAGACAACCAACAACCAGAGCCCUGUGGAUAUGCGCCUGCUUGGGCAGAUAUCACAGGGUGUAUAUCGCGAUGAUCCACUCGACCGCAUCAAUCCUGUGACGUUGCAAGAGUAUUAUGGAGGGGGUGAUCAUGAAGCUGAUGAAGACGACGAGGAACUGACUGUUCCAGAUCCCGAGCCUGAAGAUCCUGCCCUUGCAGAGCUAGUGGACGAAAUUGGUCGCCUCCAGGAGAAGAAUUUACGGCACAAAGCUUUACGUGUUGCACGGCACUCCAAUCCUUUCGAAGACAACGAGGAAGCAGAAGAAGCAUUUUGGGAGGCGGCUGCCGAAUUACAGCGGAGCAACAUCAUACCGCGCUUCUAUGGUGUUCACGAAGACGAACAAGACUCUGCUACUUAUCCUGAUUUUGAGACUAUCAGAUGGCGACAAGUUGGUGACAAUGCAGAAGUCGAUCCCCGGAUAUGUCUUGAUUGCGACCACAAGAAGGGUUGUCAUCCUCGUCAAGCCCCUGCAGCUCCCGACCCACCGACGACAAAGUUUCAGGACAUCAUCAAGAAGUUCCAAGACCGCUCACGUAUCAAGCUGGAGAAGAGAAAGAAGGCCCACGAUAGCUCCGAAGAAUCUUCAGGCCCUGACGGUGGCGACCUAGCCUGCGAUGUUGCCCCCCCUCUCAAGGCUUCUGUGAAGAUGGCGAAGCUAGAAAGUCUCACACAGAUGGGGAAACAUCGGCAGAAGAAGAGCAAGGCCGCAAAACAGCCUGCCAGUGCAAAGGCUAGGAUGAAGAACAGAACGAUACUAUCAAUGAAGGGAAAAGAAGUCGCAAAGAAGGAAGCUUCCUCAGGGGAAUCUACUACGGAUGACGACCAUUCAGAAUCCAAGAGUGAUAGUGAUGUUUCUAUCGUCUCCAACAUGCGUGCUGAAGAAGAGGUGAACGGUGAUAAGGGCUCCUAUGGCAAGGGAAGAAGAAUCCCAGUCAUGCAUGUAGCUCUGAUCGUCUGUGGUAUUGAUAGCAACGGGGAGCUUUUUAUUGACAAAGCUCCCCGUGAAACUCAUCUCAAGCGCAUGGCGAGACAGGGUUUAUAUAUCAGUCAGACACCAAAGGGUGGUGUACUGUGCUGGCCUUUAUCCGCGAAUGCCAUUCAGCUCGACAAGAUUGUCAGGGGGUGGUUUCCCAAGGUAUUUGAGCUAAUCGAUAAGGGGAAGAAGGGAAAAAAAGUGGCGAUGGAUUGGGUUCUGCUUCGCAAGAAGUACUAUACCUUGACGGUCGUGCCGGGUCCGGUGACUGGGGUCCAGAUGCAUGAUGAACGGCGUCCCACUACGAAAGGUUAUGCAAAACAAACUCUCUAUCUUGCGACGGUAAAGAGGUUCACCUACCAGGAGCAGGCUCAACUGGAAGGUAAAGUGGUAUCAGGCAACUCAGCUAUCGAUCAUAGUUGCUCUGAGAAUGAAGGUACCUCGGAGGGUGAAGGCAAAGGCAAGAAUCCUAACACUGAAGCUCCAGACAAAAAAGAGCCGAUCAUCGUUUCAGACGAUGAACAGGACGAUACAUCGCCUUCACCUGGUGUACAACCUCCCUCCCCAGUUAUACUAUCACCUUCUCCAGUGGUUCGAUCCCCUUCCCCAUUCCCUCUCUUCAUCAAUUGGACACCACCGCCCGCCUCGCCACCCCCCUUGGAGCGUAUUCCUGAGUUCAUCCAGGGUAGUUCAAGCGAUGUCUUACCUAGGUCUUCGUCUGCCCCUGAUGAGCGGAAGGGAUAUCUCACUGGUGUCACGAUCCCCAAGAAUGUGCAGAAGAAUCCUUGGCGUAAGAAUUAG